Messenger RNA from Zalophus californianus (California sea lion), 246 nucleotides. RefSeq names its product family with sequence similarity 240 member C (gene FAM240C). Bases 1 to 246 code for a protein of 81 amino acids. The record is from RefSeq and is a predicted model, not a curated record. The transcript is spliced from 2 exons. NCBI's taxonomy places the organism in Eukaryota, Metazoa, Chordata, Mammalia, Carnivora, Otariidae.
AUGAGUAAGAGCCACGCUCUGAAGCGCCCGGGAAGAGUAGCCUACGAUGUUGGUGUGAUAACGGUGUUUUGGGAGAAAAAAAUUGAGCUGCACGCAAAACACCUGCAGAGUGAGGCCACGAGGACCUGCAGCAGCGCCCUGGACAGGCUCCGCGGCGAGUGGGCUCGGAUGCUGGAGGGGAGGAACAAGGCGCCACAGGGCCCCCCGGAGGUGACCUUCCCCACGCAGGACAGCACCACCGCCUGA